GUCAUAAUCAACCACUCUAUUAACUUUCAUGAUCCUAGGUCCAAUCGUUUUUGAGUCACAUCCGGAAACGGUUUCACUGUUCCGGGUCACUGUGACAUUGACCUUUGACCUACUAACCUCAAAAUUAAUCGGAGUCAUCUGACCAACCUCCCUAAUGUACUUCCAUGAUCCUAAGCCUAUAUAAGCGUUCUUGAGUUCUCAUCCGGAAACCGAUUGGUCUACGGACCGACCGACCGACCUGCAUCUGCCCUUCUGUUACGGUAUACAACGUAUUGAGUUUGUUUAAUUACCGAGAAAACUUAGAAUAGAAAACAUACUUCAAACAUAUCAUUGGGUCAAGAAGUCGUCGUAAUUCGCGUAGUAAGGAUGAUUCGGGAAUAUUUUAUUUGAGCGUAUCGUAGAGGGGCAUGGAGAAAGAGAGGGGAUGCGGGCGGGUAGGUGCAUUGCAAAUCAUUAUAUGGCAAAAUGUUGCAAUUUUUUCGACCAUGGAUGUCAUUCAUAUCUUACAAAACUUGCAUUUUAACUUUUUUCUCUUUUAUUUACAUUUUGUUUGAAGCUUUUCAAGCGUAAGUCAUUCUUUGGAAAUAAAAUACUCAAAAUAUACUGUAUAUAUACUGAUAGAUAAUAGGUUCGGGAAAAUACCACUAUAAUAUCAGGCAUACUUAGAAUUACUAUGUUUAUCCUGAAGAUCGGGUUACGUCACAGUGAAGGUAGAGAGACCUGAGCUACACAUAAGAAGUCUACAAAUCAGCUGAAAUUGUUAAAAACAACUACUUUUUACCAAGACUGAUAGCACGAUUUACUUCUGACAAUAUUGAUAAUACUAUUGUGAUUUAAUUCAAAAUUAUUUAUACCUUAUUGCAUAUGUUUCUUCUUGUAGGAAUAUGUAGUCUUCAUGUUUAUCGGAAGUACAGAGCUAUGCGUAAUCAGACACGUAACAAUGUGGAGGUCAGGGAAUUUCAGACUGUAGAAUUGGACGAGAGAAGAGCUGCUAGAACUACUUCGACAGUAUCAUAUGCGUACGCACGAAACACUUCAGGCGAAUAUGAUUAUAUUAGAGACGCCGAUGUAGUCAAUACAUAUCUUGAGCUGAUUGAAGAAGAACCAUAUACGAGAGCAGAUGAGUAUAUAGAUCCACAUCCCUAUAGAAAAAUUGACAAUGCAGAAGAUCAAUCAGAAAUCAAAAACGACAUACCUGUAAACGACGACUUUGAAAAUCAAAUGGAGAAAAACAUUCAGUCAGAUGAUAUGGGAACUCAAGAUGUAGUCAACGAGCUUGAGAGUGACCUGGACGGCGGAAACAUAGAUCCUGCACACAGAACGCAAAACAGAAAAGAAACACAAGAAGAAUCAAUGUCUUCUGCAAAUAAUGAUGGGAAUAUCGCUGAGCACUCAACGAGCAUUGAUGGCGGAUAUAUACACGCAGUAUGGACCGAGGAAAUUGACACAGGAAAAUUCGAAAGUACGAAAAUCGACGGGCCACUUGAACCAGAGGCUGAAAAGUUCAAAGGGGCAAUUGAUGAAAAAACUCUCGAAGGGGUAUCUCCGGGACAAGCAGACUUCUUCUCGGACAAGGACGAUGGACAAAUGCAUCCAGAAGAGAACCAAGAAUUUGCAUAUGGGACAUGUCAGGAGAAAACUGUUACAAUUUGCGGACAGGAAUUUGAGACAAAGGAAAACGAAGGAAAACUCGAGGAAAUGACAGUCGAAGGGAUAUUUCCCUCCAGGGAGUGCAAAUAACCUGUAGACCGAAUGACAAAAGAGAGUUGUAACGACGUAAAGGUUUGAAGAACUUGAAUUAAUCGUACAUCAGUCACAUACUAGUGUUACGCUAGAUCUUUCUUUAUGGAGUUUUAUUUCUUUAUAUGCGUAUUUUACAAAUUGUACAAAGAUUGGACAAUAUGCCAUUGUAUCAUGUAUUGUUCACAUUUGUUGUUAUGAUGUACAUAGGUAGCUGAUCUUCUACAUUUUUUUAUAUAAAAAUUUAAAAAAUCCGAAAGAUGUUAUCUAUAUUAAUUACGGUAGUGGAGCCGUAAUGACAAUCAGUUACGUAUUUGCAUUAUGCAAUUUCGGCAUUCAUUCUCCAAAUGGUAUGAAAGAUAUUUUGCCGAAACAUGCCGAAAUUGCAUAUGGGAAAUACGUAAACGAACGAAAAUGUAUUGUCAUUAGGGGAACAUUAACUUAAUUAAAGAUGGUCCGUCGGAUGUUGGACAUGCUAUGGAAUUGAAUGAAAAUACUUGGAAGAGAGCACCGAGUGUUUCAGUAAUAUUAGAAACCUGCAUGAAACAUAUUUAAAUUUUAAUUGUAUUUACCUUGCUGACCAUCAUUAGUUAUCAAAUAUAGAUUAAAUCUAAGAGAAACAUGUUCUGUUAUUUAAAUGAUUUAAAGAAUGUUGAAAAGACUGUAAAAAGUAAUAUACAUCAGAUUAAAAAAAAACAAAAAAACAAACAAAAAAAACAUCAUUAUAACAAAAUUAUAUACCAUUUAAACCAUGUAAAAUAUUGAGACAACUAUGUGAGUGCAUUUUUAUAUCAUUUAUUUUUGUAAGUUUACUAUAAUUUGAAUACAAGUUAUCUAUAUUGUGUAUGUUCUCAAGGUAUCGUUCAAGAUGAUCCAAAACUUAAUUGUAUAUAAAUAUGUGAAACUUGACAAAUAUUCAGACUUCUUUCUUUCCGUUUUUGCUUUUCAAAUUUAUUUUGUUUGUUGUUUUCUUCCUCCUUUAUAUGAGGUAUUGACAAUAGUUCAGUGUAAAUUGCUGAUCACCAUAAUAUCAAUAAUUUGGCAUGCUUCCUUAUUCGCAAUAUAUUUAACAUUCCUGUAUUAAAUGAACUCAACACAAAAGUAAGUGAUUUUUAGUGUACGGAAAUGCCUGUAUAAUACAAUUUAAAAGCUAAAGUGGCGAGCCUUGUACUAAAGAUACACUUCUUUGAGUAAUUGAUAUACUUGGGGAGUGAUACCGCGCCUGGUUUUAUAACUCAUAUGCACUGAAAAUUAUUUUGAGAUGUUAAUUUCUAUCAUGGCCUCUUGUUAGAUGUAGCCAGUUAUGAAAUAUAAGACAUAUUUAUUCUACAGUGCGAUCUUUGCAGUCAUGGAUUUACAGUUUUUACUUUUCCUCAUUUGUUUUGUUUUCUUGUAUCGUACAGUAUAUCGCAUAUACGGAAUAUUAAUAAUUGUUUGAUAUAUGUCUGUCUCAAAUAUUUUCGGAUUUGAGCCGUUUAGAUAGUUUACCUCAAUUAUACCGUGUUCACACUAGCAGAACGGUUUUAUUUUUAUUAGGCACUAAUUGGCUAUAAUUGGUAUUUGACAUUCAAAACCCAUCAAAAUAUAAUCUAGUUUGCGUCCACACUAGGCAAAGAAAUGUGGUUUAAAUAUAUACAUGCAACGUUGGAAGUUAACAAAUAUCUUGCAAUAAGCAAAAAAGGUUACAAAGAAUUGAGGCUAACAGAAACAAGAAGGGGUCAUCAAUAUCUAAACUUCUGUGUUCAUCUAAGAAUUUCUGUUCAUUCCAUCUAUUGUCCAUUUUGAGCGUCAGCAUGACUCCAUAUCGCAAUUUAAUGUUUUUGUUUCAACAACAGUCCAAUUACUUUUGCCAGUCACAGCAUCGAUUGUUUGAUACAAAAGAGAAACACAUGGUAUUCUUCCUCCAAAAGGUAAGAUAUGUGGAUUUGGGAUUGUAAAACCAGUUAUAACCCACAUUUGCGUUCACAUUUGUAAAAUAAUGUAGCAUUACUUUUUAAUGUAGUAUUAAAACCACCUCCCGAGGUAGUUUUAAUGCUACAUUACAGAAACCACUUGACCUUUACAAAAUUCACGUUUUACACCACAUAUAGUGUGGACGCAAACGAGUUUAAAAAAUAAACCCAAGUUAAUGUAGGAUUAAAAACGUAGUCUGAACACGGUAUUAGAGGUGGUUAUAUGGGAUAUCAAUCCGGUUUGGACAAGUGAUACACUUUCGACCGUUUAUAAAUACAUUUAGCAACGGCUCUGUAUAUAAAUCGGCUACCGCUGACCAAUGUAUUUUUAUCAUCAUAAUUAGCUUAAAACUAUAUUCUGCAUUGUUUUUAAAUUCAUGUUAUGUAUGCAUUUGUUUUAAUUAUGUGUUUUAAAUACUGUAUUACUUUCUUUCUAGUACGAAAAUUGUUAAACUUUAUAUGAGAACCCAACACAAAGAUAGAUUUCAUAAGUUCCACAAUUUUAAUAUAUCACGAAGAGUUGCCAAAGUUAAUAUUGCAUUAUGAAAAGGGUAAUGCAUUCAACCUUGUAAUAAAGUUGCUUACUUAAUCUUAUGACAAAUUUUAAACCUUCUCUACCUGAAGUUUUUAUGAAAUAUUGAGCCAUUUUUUAGUUUUUUAUUUAAAGAAGAAAAGCUACCACAGGGUUGCGGAAAUGCAUGCGGAGUAAUACCGGCUCUGGUUUUAUGACUUACAUGCACUGAAAAUUAUUUUGAGAUUUAAAGUGCUAUCAUGGCCUCUUGUUGGAUGUAGCCAGUUAUGAAAUGUAAGACACAUUUGUUCUACAGUGCGAUGUUUGUCUACAACUAUUUUUAUAUCAUUAUCGCUCAUGUUUAAUACACAUCUUUGCAGUCAUGGAUUUACAGUUUUUACUUUUCCUCAUUUGUUUUGUUUUCUUGUAUCGUACAUUAUAUCGCAUAUACGGAAUAUUAAUAAUUGUUUGAUAUAUGUCUGUCACAAAUAUUUUCGGAUUUGAGCCGUUUAGAUAGUUUACCUUAAUUAGAGGUGGUUAUAUCGGAUAUCAAUCAGUUUUGGAUGAGUGAUACACUUUU
Molecule: messenger RNA, 4783 nt
Organism: Mercenaria mercenaria
Lineage: Eukaryota; Metazoa; Mollusca; Bivalvia; Venerida; Veneridae
Exons: 5
Coding region: 865-1740 (291 amino acids)
Source: RefSeq, a predicted model, not a curated record